UGUCAUAUUUAUCCGCAGUGGGAAAGAGUAUUAAUAAAACGAAAACAAUUGUAUUUUGUUCCGGAAAUAAUCUAUUACAUUAUUAAAUACAAAGCUCACUAUUUAACUACGUUGUAUUUUUCUGGUUUUAUUUGUUUAAUUAAAUCUUGUCAAAUACAUUAUAUUGAGUAAAACCUUAGAAGAGAAGAUGAUUCAACCUGAUUACCCUUCUACUAUCGGCCUGCUGGCUCAUCUGAACUCUGAUGAGUUGAAAGAAAUGCUAAAUGAUGAUACAAAGUUCGAUACUGUGCUAAAAGACGUGAAACAGGUGAAAGAUUGGGAGACGGAAAAAGAGAUGAUCAUAGCAAGCAACAGAUCACUAGCAGAAUUUAACUUAAGCAAGGAGCCAGAUUUAGAAGAAUUGAAAUCCCAAGUGCAAGAAAAAUCGGAAUUAGGCGAGCAAUUAUGCAGUCGCAUACAGGAGCUUCUGAAUGAAUACAAAUCAAAAUCAGCAGGGAUAUCACCUGACACCACAUUAGCACUAUUGCAGACAGCCUCAUCAGAAGCUGAAGAACAAUCAGAAAAUAUUGCACAAGAUUUUCUUGCUGGAAAAAUAGAUGUCGAUAAGUUCCUUGAAGACUUUGAACCAAAUCGAAAAAUUAUGCACCUAAGAAAAUUUAAAUCAGAAAAAAUGAGUGAACUUUUGAGGAUUGGUGGCCAAAGUUCCUAUGGUAAUGGAAUAUCUAAGCCAUUUUUGCCAUAUCCAAGUUAUGGAAACCCACAGCAAAUGUCAAACACUCCAUAUCCCGUAGGGCCAUUAAAUAUGCCAAUGCCAGGUAUGUAUGGCAACCAUUUUUGAAAUGAUUAGUUUAGUAAUAUAUUUUAGUAUCAUAAAAAAAUAAUAGUCAAGAAACUGCAUCAUAAGCUGAGUGAACGGAACUAGAAGAUCCAGAACAAAUGCUUACAUACCAUAAAACAAAAUGACAGGGCAAUUAAUAUUUGUGUUAUUUGAUUUAGUCUGUCUAAAGUUAAAAGUAUAUUACAAAAAAAAAAAAAAAUGGAUACAGUCCUAAUCAA
Vanessa atalanta (red admiral) is the source of this 1056-nucleotide messenger RNA. RefSeq names its product vacuolar protein sorting-associated protein 37C (gene Vps37B). Gene Ontology annotation, cellular component: ESCRT I complex. Gene Ontology annotation, biological process: protein targeting to vacuole; ubiquitin-dependent protein catabolic process via the multivesicular body sorting pathway; protein targeting to membrane. The record is from RefSeq and is a predicted model, not a curated record. The transcript has 3 exons. Bases 188 to 838 code for a protein of 216 amino acids. NCBI's taxonomy places the organism in Eukaryota, Metazoa, Arthropoda, Insecta, Lepidoptera, Nymphalidae.